AUCAAUUAUCACACCAACUACUCCACUGUCUCCGUUUUCCCUUCUCAGAUUCACAUCCCACCUCCAUUUCCAUCCAUUCUACCGAAAAUCCCAACAAAAAAUUGAAGGAAAAAAAAAUGGCAACCCGCCCUGACCAGCCGCAGACACAGCGCUCAUCUAGUCAGGCGGUAAAAACCACCACAGCAGUCGCCGUGGGGGGUUCACUUAUGUUUCUGUCGGGGCUGAUAGGCCUAGUUUUGGCAACGCCCCUUUUGGUGAUUUUCAGUCCUGUGCUAGUCCCAGCUGCUGUAACCAUCUUUCUGAUUCUUGCAGGGUUCUUUGUAUGUGGAGGUCUUGGCGUAACUGCUAGCUUUAUUUUCUAUUGGAUGUUCAGGUAUGCAACUGGGAAGCACCCCAUCGGUGCAGAUCAGCUGGAUCGUGUGAGAGAAAAGAUUGCUCGUGCCAGCUUUAUUUUCUAUUGGAUGUUCAGGUAUGCGACCGGGAAAAACCCCAUUGGUGCAGAUCAGCUGAAUCGUGCGAAAGAAAAGAUUGCUGAUGCAGCUAAGGAGAUGAAGGACAAGGCUGAAGAUUUUGGGCGCCAGGAAGCUAAGGAGAUGAAGGACAAAGCUGAACAAUUUGGGCAGCAGGUAGCUAACGAGAUGAAGGACAAAGCUGAACAUUUAGAGGAGAUGAAGGACAAAGCUGAAAAUUUUGGGCAGCAGGCAGCUAAGGAGAUGAAGGACAAAGCUGAAAAUUUUGGGCAGCAGGCUCUGCAGCAGAUUAAAGGUUUCCGAGCUUGAGAUACUUGAUGGAAUAUUGUGCAAGCAAUUGAUGUAUGAUGAUGCAUGAAUAAACUUUGUGCUCUAAUUAUGGGGGAUUGUGACUUUUUAUGUUUCCUAGUUAAUCGGCGAAUUAAUUGUUGUUGUGACUGUUGUAGAGAGUGGGGAUGGGUUGCUGUUUCUCUCAACUCAGCUUGCUCUGUGAGUUUGUAGUUGGAUGUGUCGUUUCAUGUGUGCUAAAACAUUUGUGUUUCUUUUAGGCUUCUAACUCCAUGCUUUUUCUUU
Molecule: messenger RNA, 1043 nt
Organism: Coffea eugenioides
Lineage: Eukaryota; Viridiplantae; Streptophyta; Magnoliopsida; Gentianales; Rubiaceae
Product: oleosin 1-like
Exons: 1
Coding region: 117-779 (220 amino acids)
Biological process (GO): sexual reproduction; lipid storage
Cellular component (GO): membrane; extracellular region; monolayer-surrounded lipid storage body
Source: RefSeq, a predicted model, not a curated record